AUGCCGUGGCCAAGUGCUUUCGUGAUCGCCGCCGUUGCCGUGGGCCAAGUGGGCCAUGCGAUGCGGAACGUGGACCAUGAAGCCAAGCAGCAGGCCCUGCGGAGCAGUUUGACUUGUGACGUCAGAUCAGGAGACGUGGCGAAGGUCAAACAGGAGUUGCAGGAUGACCCGUUCUGCGUGCACCGCGUGACCUCAGAUGGCAUAACGGCCUUGGGUACAGCUAUCUACAAGAACUACCUUGAAAUUGUGAAGCUUUUGUUGAAACAUGGAGCUCAAGUGAAUGAUGAAGAUGGUGGCGGCUUUCCGCUCAUUGAGGCGGCCGGCAACGGCAAUGUCAAAAUCAUCAGGGAGUUGGUGAGAUAUGGGGCCAAAGUGGACCCGCCGGGUAAAAGUGGCGCUCCCUUGUUCAGCGCCGUCAAAAAUAACAAUUUUUGGACAGUGAAGGCACUGAUCGAAUACAAAGCCAAUGUGAAUGCCGUGGAUGAUAUGCAGGAGACGCCUCUCCAUAAAGCAUGUGUCAAGAGUGGCGACUACGAGAUCGUGAAGUUGCUGGUGGAUGCCAAAGCCAAUCUCAACGCCAAGAACAGCAAGGGCUUGACUCCGCUAUCCGUCGCGGUGCUGAAAGGGAGAUAUUAUAUCGACACACGUAUGAUUACCCCCUUAUUGGACGCCGGGGCAGAGGUCAAUGCGGUGAACAACCACCAGCAGACAGCCCUACACCUGGCCGUCUGGGACCCUGAUGCCUUACAGCUGCUGUUGCAACACAAGGCUGACGUCAAUGCGGCGGACGAGAACGGGACCACGCCCUUGAUGGCCGCAUUGGAGGAGGACGAACCUGAACCCCUGGCGGUGAAAUAUUUGCUGGAUGCCAAGGCGGACGUCAAUGUGAAACUGAAUCACUCCACCCCGCUACACCUAGCGGUCAAGAAGAACUUAACGGAGGAGACGGAACUGUUGUUGGCCGCCAAGGCAGAUGUGAAUGUUAAAGAUGCGGAAGGUAAAACGCCCUUUGACUAUGCCGAAGGCGAGGUAAAGAAGUUGUUGAAGAAAUAUGGUGGUGCAGGGGGCGAAUCCUGGCGUGUCUGGACAGCCGAGUUGAAAACUAAGUUGAAGAAGAACUUGAAGAAGAACAUGAAGAAGGUCGAGACUCUCACGCUGCUUCGCAGCUGCAAGAUGUGGGCUCUGCAGGCCCUGGUGCAGAAUUGGCGCGUCCAGCUGGAAAGAAAACCACUUCGUAGUUGCAAUGCCGCAAUGCCCAUGACCGAUGCGGAAGUCAUUAGCCGAUUGCAAUCAUCCACCAAGAUGCAAAACAAGGCUGACUUCGUGAAGUCUGCGUUGCAGCAGACUGGGAUGGCCGGGACGGCCCUUGAAUUCGUGAAUCCCAAGUUCCAGAAGGAUCCCCAGAUGGCCAAGUUGGCCGUGGAGAACAAUGCAAUGACCCUGCAGUUCGUGUCUGUCCAGUGCAAGGGACUGGACCAGAUUGCGUUGACAGCUGUAAAAAAAAAUGGUUUGGCCCUGCAGUUUGUCCCUCCCGAGAUCUGCAAGGAGCACAUCCUGUUGGCAGCUGUGAAACAGAAUGGACAGGCCUUUGAACUUGUGCCCAAUUACCUCAGAACCCAACCCGUUGCGCUGCCAGAGUUGGUGGAAAGUUUACCAGCAGGCUUGGGAGAUGAUGAUGAGAUCGGUGCUGCUGCAGUGCAAGCCUAUGCACGACAAACUCGUGCCAUUUUGGGCUAUGCGGAUGUUCGCGGCUUCCUGAAGAAUGUGGAGGUUUCUGAGCCUGGCCCUGGUAAGUUCACCAUCCUUGAAGAGGUUCCCUCCAUCUUUGAAGACGACCGGGGGCCUCGCUUCAUGGAGUCCGUGGACAACCGUGGGGCGGUGAUGGAAGCGGUGAAGGAAAACCCGGAUGCAUUGGACUAUGCCAGCCGAAGACUGAAGGCGGACAGGGGCAUCAUGUUGGAGGCUGUGAAGAGAGAUGGCUGGGCCUUGAAAUUUGCUCCGGAGGGUGCUAGCGUUCGGGCAGACAAGGACAUCGUUCUUGCCGUUGGCAAUGACGGCUUGGCACUGGAAGCAUCUCCCGAGCUGCAGCAGGCCAGUCUGCUGGCCACGUCUGAGUCAGUCAGCGCCAAGCGCAUCAAGCAAGCAAAUCGGAGCAGAAACAUCGGCCCUAGAGUCUACAGCUGCUGUGCCGAGACGAUCUGCACGGUGGAAAAUUGUGAGCGCCUGCAAGGCCAGGGGGCUGAGGAAAAGACCCAAUACUUUGCUUGGGUUACCAUGAAGAAUGUACCAGACUCGCACGGAGAGAGCAGCUCAGUGACAUGGACCAGCGAGGUGUGGGGCUCUGGGUAUGUCCUCCCUGUGGAAAGAUUUUUGACUCCUGUGGAAACUCCACAAAAUUUCUUCAGCACUGGGUUCCCUGAUGAGUGGCUGUUGAAGUCGAAACUUUUGGCGGAAGCUAAAGCAUUGAGGAACCAGGGCCACCAGCUUUUGGCUAAAGUGACCCGACCGGUGACUGGACAAAGUGCAAGGGCAACUGUGCAGCUGGCAGAUCCUGCCAGCUGCACAGUCGCCCUGGCGUCGCCCUGGCGUCACCCUGAUCCCGUCAUGGCACGCAGCCCUCUGGAGUAUGGGGGCACGGAAUCCUCUGGGAAUCGAGUUCCCAGGUGCAACUGCUACAAUUUUGCAACCUUUGACCGAAACUUUUUCAGAAACUUUCGGAAAAUGCUGCCGGAGACUAUUGGCCUGGCAGACCCUUCCAAUUCAUCUCCUGACAAAUUUGGCCACAAGGGCGGAGGCAUGCAGCGCAAGAAAGAGGAACAGAAAUACUUGGAGGUCCGCAUUGACAAGGCGAAUGAGAUUCUUGGCAUGGACAACUUCAGGCUGCACCCUUUCUGCGUGAGCGCCUACUAUCCAGGAGAGUCGGAAGAAGUAAUCGAUGCGCGGAAGACAAAGAUGGUGCCAGCCAAAAAGAGUGCACCGGGCUCCCGCCGAGAGGAUGUGUUUUUUUUCGAGACGAUCCGCGUGCCUUAUAACCCAAGGCAACAGCUUCUUCACGUCGAGAUUUUUGAAGUACAAGUGCCACUCCAAAUGCAGUUUGAAGAUGAGUGGGUCGGAAGGGCGACUGUCCAGCUGGCAGAUCCCAAUGUGGAACUGCCAAUGGAAUACGAAUUGGCGCGCGGCCCAUUCGAGUACGGGGGCACGGUGACGGUCAGUGUGAAAUUGCCCCCUCCAGAGGUUGAAGCUCACGAAGCUCAUCCACUGCCGGAUUUGCGCACGUUUCCGAAGCCGGUGUCUCCACGCCAACAUCUCAAAUCCAAAGCGAAAGUGGACGGUGGGAUCGACAUGAGCCCUUCCGACAUACCGAGAGAAGGGGCAGGCUCAACCAGCAAAGGUGGAAGCGAUACGACCCAGCCUCGCACAAGGUCAGGGUCGUCAUUUGAAGGAAAAAAUGGAAAAACGCCUCCGAAGCCCAUCUGGAUGCCUGUCAUCAAUGGUCCCGGGGGCUCUGGCUUUGGACUGACGAACGAGAUUGAGAAGAUGGUGACCUUCCAACCAAAAGGUGUGCAAGACGUCAAAGUUGGGUCAAUGAGCCCACUGCCGAGCUUCGGCCCCGACUGGUUCACUUCGAAGCUGCCCGGAACCCUCCCACCGCGUCCCUUGCCCGCCUGCGCAUUUGGCCUCCCCCCCGCUCCCCCAGGGCUGAUAGCCCAGAUGCCCGAGCUGGCCACGGUGUCCCCCGGCGUGGCAGCCAUGGUGGCAGAGGCCCUCCGGGCUCCACCCCUCACCACCCCAGGGAUGCCGCCACCACCACAGUCCGUGCUGGCGAUGCCCGUGCGGUGCGGCAGAACGUCGAUGGUUCCUCGCUGUGGAGGCCCUUGGAUUUCGCGAGCGGCUCCAGCAGUGAACGUUGCUCCUCCAGUCUACGGCAGAAACCUUUGCCGUGUGGCCUGCUAA
Molecule: messenger RNA, 3954 nt
Organism: Cladocopium goreaui
Lineage: Eukaryota; Dinophyceae; Suessiales; Symbiodiniaceae
Source: the annotation of a GenBank genome assembly